Aegilops tauschii subsp. strangulata is the source of this 1044-nucleotide messenger RNA. NCBI's taxonomy places the organism in Eukaryota, Viridiplantae, Streptophyta, Magnoliopsida, Poales, Poaceae. The record is from RefSeq and is a predicted model, not a curated record.
GCUUUAGAUGUUAUUACUUUAUAUGAAAAAACUACUAAAUAAUAAUAACAAUCUUCUAGGGUUCGCUCAUCACCAUGACUGGCCCUAAGCGAGGGAUAGAUUUUUGUGACAAUAUUGCAAUUGAAUAUGACAUGAGGAUCAAGACAAGUGAACAAGAAAAUCAUGAUCUACAACUGAUUGAUGGUGCAUCUGCAAUAGGCAUCCCGGACUUAAGGAACUAUCAUGCACUCACAAAACGCAUCCAUGGUGAUUGUGGCGCGAUUGACAUAACAAUAUCACGUGUUGAGCAUGCCAUUGAGGCGACUGUGGAAGUUGUCAUAUCGGAAGUGCAAAGGAGUUUCCAAUUUUGUGUUGGUUGUUUUACUAGUGGGUUGGAUGAAGAAAUCCGACUCUUCGAUGGUAUCAUUGGUGGGUCACGAUGCUUAAAGAGGUCUGUAGUUGCUGUAGUGGUACGUUCUUGGAUGGAGUUGAAGUUCAAGGUAAGCCCGGACUCAUCAAAUUCGGCUGAACAUUGUUGUUCCUUCCGCGCGGACAGCCAUGGGCUUACUACUCAAAAGAUAAAGACUAAUCAUGCGUUAAUCUUGGUAAAGGUGACUUGGUCGCCUUUGCCUCUAGCUUUCUCUGGUCCAUAUAAACUCUAAUCAAAUUAAUUAUUUCCUAGUCGUUGCUCCUGACGGCUGUGCAUAUAUACUCAGCAUAGGGAUUCAAAUUGUAACACCGUGAGAAAAGGGAAAAAUAAAUAAGGAAAAGAAAAGGCACAACACAUGACAUUGGCCAAAGUUUUUAGUUCGUGCAUGCGUUUGUUGUCCUCUUUAUGUAAUCGAUAAUGUUGACGAAUCCCAACAAGAGGCUUGCUCCGGUGCACCCCCUAACUCAAUUUCCUAGGGGUAUUCUUGACCCCCGCCAUCUAUUUUUUCUCCGGCCCGCCGCUGCCCAUAUCCAAGCCCCGUAGCCCAUAUCCAAGCCCCGUAUAACCCGUAUGACCCAUACGUAUGUAUACGGUGACAUCCCGAAAAAAAAGGAUGACACGACCCCACGACGGCC